Molecule: messenger RNA, 1551 nt
Organism: Sphenostylis stenocarpa
Lineage: Eukaryota; Viridiplantae; Streptophyta; Magnoliopsida; Fabales; Fabaceae
Source: the annotation of a GenBank genome assembly
AUGGCGAGAGGGCCAAACGUCGCAAUGGUUGAUGAAUUCAGAGACUGCCACGUGGAAACAAACUUUGAUCUCUUCGUCAUGACAGCUUCUGUUGCAAAUUCGUUGAUAACCGUUAACCCUGAUGAGCUUCGCUUCCAAGUUGAGCUGGACAAGCAGACAUAUUGCGAUCUAAAAGUUCUGAAUAACACAGAGCACUACGUUGCCUUUAAGGUCAAAACCACUUCGCCAAAGAAGUACUUUGUACGGCCUAAUACUGGUGUUGUACAUCCAUGGGACUCGUGUAUCAUCAGAGUCACCCUCCAGGCCCUACAAGAAUACCCUCCAGAUAUGCAAUGCAAGGAUAAAUUUCUCUUACAGAGUACAGUAGUGAAUCCAAACACCGAUGUUGAUGAUCUUCCGCCAGACACUUUUACUAAGGAUAGUGAAAAGUCAAUAGAGGAUUUGAAACUAAGAGUGGUAUAUAUCUCUCCUACGUCACCCAACGGAAGCACAGAAUAUGAUACAGCCAAGACCCAUAAACUUGAUUCUUAUUCUUCAGACCGUACUGCACCUGAAGGAGGAGAGAGAUGCUGUUGUCUUGCAAACGCGGCAACUGCAACAGGAAUUGGAUAUGCUGAAAAGGCGAAAAAGUCGUCGAGGGGAUCCAGGCUUUUCCUUCACUUUUGCAUUGUUCGUGGGUCUGAUUGGAUUGUUGACUGGUUUACUUUUAAAACUUUCACUGUCUUCACCACCAAGAGAAUGAUUUCACUCUGUUCAGAACCUUUGCAUGCAGACCCUUUCCUCCCAUUAACUCGAUACGAUUCCUUGUUCUCAAUGGAGGCUUUCUUCAAUUCCCAAUCGUCUUCGAGAAGUCGGUGGAGUUACGAUACUCUCAAGAAUUUCCGCGAGAUCUCUCCGGUGGUUCGGAAUCACAUCAAACGGGUUUAUUUUACGUUAUGUUGCGCUGUGGUGGCUGCUGCUGUUGGAGCCUUUCUUCAUGUAUUAUGGAACAUUGGGGGUUUUCUCACUACGGUGGGGUCUAUUGGAACCAUGGUUUGGUUGCUAUCAACGCCCCCUUUUGAAGAGCAAAAGAGGUUGUCUCUGUUGAUGGCUUCGGCCCUGUUUCAGGGCGCUUCCAUUGGACCUCUGAUUGAAUUGGCGAUAGCCAUCGAUCCUAGCCUCAUCUUUAGCGCUUUCGUGGCAACUUCCUUGGCUUUUGGUUGUUUCUCUGCGGCAGCUUUAGUUGCAAGGCGUAGGGAGUAUCUCUACCUUGGUGGUUUGCUUUCUUCUGGGCUGUCCAUUCUUAUGUGGUUGCACUUUGCUUCCUCUCUCUUUGGUGGCUCAAUAGCGCUCUUUAAGUUUGAGUUGUACUUUGGGCUUUUGGUGUUUGUAGGCUACGUCAUAGUAGAUACUCAAGAAAUUAUUGAGAUGGCUCACUUCGGUGACCUGGAUUAUGUGAAGCAUGCGUUGAAUCUGUUCACUGAUUUGGUUGCAAUCUUUGUGCGGAUUCUUAUUAUAAUGUUGAAGAAUUCAUCCGAGAGAAAUGAGAGGAAGAAGAAAAGGAGAGACUAA